CGGACCCCCCGGACAGCGACGCCCCGGACAGCGAGCCCGCCAGCGUGGCACUCCCCGCAGAGGUCGGCCUCGGCCCCCGCCAGGGCGAGGAGCAGCUCAAGCUCGCCCUCCAGUCCAAGGACAGGAUCUUCCUCCUCGUCCUCGCCAAGGAGCUCGAGGCCUUCCUCGCCCGCGCAGCCGCCGGCGCCCUCGCACCAGCACCACAGCCCGCCCACGGAGCCACCAGCAGCACCAUGGCCGCACUCGGCCCGUCCGCUCCCAUCAGCGCCGUCCCCACAAGCAAGUUCCAGCGCAUGCUCGUCUACAAGGCGGCCGAGUGGUACGGGCUCAAAGCCGUCGCGGGCCCAGAGGCCUCCAUGGUCGUCGGUGUGCUAGGACCGCUCAACGAGAAGAGCGCCACUCUGCGGCUCUCCGACUUGGUCCCUGCAGCGCCCUCGCCCACUCAAAAGUUCCGCAUCAUGCAGCGCGCCCCGGCGCCGGGUGAACGGCCCGAUUUGGCAGCUUCUUCAGACGCGCAGUCGACAGCAGACGGAAGGGCCAGCAAAUGGAAAACACUGGAGGAGCGUGAGGCAGCGUACGCCGCGGCGCGUGAGAAGAUCUAUGGGAAAGGCGGGGAUGUCGAAGAAUCACCCUCCAUUUCGAAAACUGAAGGAGAACCCCCGUCUAGGGCGGCUGCGGCGUUGGAGGAUGACAUAGAUCCUGUUCCCAGGCGUCGGUACCCUGCGGGCGGGCAAUUCGAGGUCGUCUACCCUUCCCUCUAUCACCCGCCCAAGGGCUCGCAUACCCCUUCACCGGCGCCGGGCAUGGCUGACCAGUAUCAGCAAAAUCCGUACGGGUACCAGCAAGCCAUGGGAUACAACUACCAGAUGGACAUGAACGGCUACCCUCUGGCUGGGCAGAUGCCAAGCGGGUAUACUCAGCAGCAACGGCAGCCGCAACAGGGUUUCGCGAUGCAGUCUUACAUGGACAGCCAGUACAAUAUGUCCCAGCAGCAGGCCUAUACUGUUCCAGGAUGGCAACCUCAAGCAGGCGGCGCAUACCCGCAAAUGACGCCGAAUCAGCAGUAUAGUUUGAUGCAAGCUCAGCAGAGUGGACAAUGGCAGUACCAGCAAAUGGUCAGUCAGCCCAUGCCAAUGAUACCACAAGGGAUGCCGUAUCCCGCAGGCCCCGCGUUUGGCUACCCGUCACAACCUCUUCAGCCUCAACUCCAGCCUCCGCAAGCCGUUCGGCCUGCAAUGUACCCGUCGCUCGUUCAACCCAGUCCCCAACGCCCGCUGCCCCAGCCUUACAGCUCUGCGUCGUCUUCCAUAUCUUCACACUCUUACCAUGACGGUUCACGACCGCAUUCAAGAGGUUCAACAACAAGUACAAAGAGUGCCGCCAGUAGCGUACGAUUGGGAGCUAUGUAUCCCGCCGCCCAGGGGCCAGGAGCAGGUUACAGACAAAAGGGGAUGAAGCAACAAGGUCUGAAUGGCAUGACCAGUCUGGGAACGGAAGACAAAAGAACCAGAGGGCACAGUCCGUCACAGUCGUCUACCACCACCACAGCUUCCUCUCAUUCAUCGCGCCGCACUUCAUCCAUCAACGUUCCUCCCCCAAGCCAACAUCAGCUUCCUCAGCGGCCCGACUGGGCAGCCAACAACGUCCCAUACCAUCCCUCGCCGAUUAUCCCAAAUCCUUCCAUUUCAGAUGCUUCUGCCCACCAGGCCAUAGCCCUUGGGCCCAAUACCGCAGAAUUCCCCCCCUUGUUGAGAAGCAGCACAGCUGCUGAGCCAAUGCAGGUCGAGAGAGCGAAAAUGAGACCGAUGAAUGGUGGCGGCGUUUGGAACGGCGCCGCGCCAAGUGCGAGUAUGAGCAACCCUCUUCUACCUGGACAAGUUGUUCCAUCUGCGGAACCUCGUGUCUCCAUCCUGCCCUGUCCUCGUGCCCACUCUGAUACCCAGAUCCCUCAAUGUCAACCGCCGCAAUCAAACAAUGACGAUCCAGACUUUCCGAGACGAGCACCAUGCAAGACUGCACCAACGCUGUAUGACCCCUCUGCUCCUCGGCUAGCUGUGUCUCAGCCGGUUUCACAAGGAUCAAGGCCUUCAUCACCCGGUGUAAACCAAGAUGAUACAGCGUUUGCGGGAGAGGCGGAUCGGGGACAGGGAUUAUUAUCCCCUGAAGAGGUCAUUGAAGCCAAGUUGGCAGCAGUCUCGCUCAGUGCCGGUGUCAGUAUUGGUCCGCCACCCAGCAAACAGCCACAGACAGCCUCGUACGCCAAGAUUGUACAAAGAGAUUAAAUGGACUGGUGUAUCCCUGACGCAAAUGCGUCAUUCGUGAAUAUUCAUUCAAAGAAGAGAGCAAAAGGCAAAAGCAAAAAAUGAGUUUGGGAUCUGGGGGAUCGCUGUAAUAUCAACAACGGCAUACGAGAUUUUGACAAUGCAAUAUGGGGUCUAGGGGGCAAAGUAUCAGAGUAUUGAGCGCUAUAGUUCUCAACGUUUCAACCAGGUUUUUUCGGAGAAGCAUAACCUCGGUAGGGUAAAUUUUAGACAUCUC
Messenger RNA from Cryptococcus deneoformans JEC21, 2538 nucleotides. RefSeq lists its product as hypothetical. The record is from RefSeq and is a predicted model, not a curated record. The transcript has 3 exons. The coding region runs from base 234 to 2282 and encodes 682 amino acids. NCBI's taxonomy places the organism in Eukaryota, Fungi, Basidiomycota, Tremellomycetes, Tremellales, Cryptococcaceae.